Monopterus albus (swamp eel) is the source of this 1886-nucleotide messenger RNA. It is a transcript of the gene lman2la, whose product is annotated as lectin, mannose-binding 2-like a. Gene Ontology annotation, biological process: endoplasmic reticulum to Golgi vesicle-mediated transport. The coding region runs from base 7 to 1107 and encodes 366 amino acids. Lineage: Eukaryota; Metazoa; Chordata; Actinopteri; Synbranchiformes; Synbranchidae. Gene Ontology annotation, molecular function: D-mannose binding. Gene Ontology annotation, cellular component: COPII-coated ER to Golgi transport vesicle; endoplasmic reticulum membrane; endoplasmic reticulum-Golgi intermediate compartment. The transcript is spliced from 9 exons. The record is from RefSeq and is a predicted model, not a curated record.
ACUACGAUGGCCGCCGCCAGCAGCAGCAGGGAGCAUUACAAGGAGUCAAAAUCACCAUUCAUUUUAAUUUUCAGAGAGAAAAUAAUGCCUUGCAAAUCAUACUUGAUUUUUGCUUUUCUAAUUUGUACUGUAAGCCGGUGUUUUGCCGAGGAUGAUCACGAAUUGGAAGAGUUUCUGAAGCGGGAGUAUUCCCUUUCCAAGCCUUAUCAAGGUGUGGGAUCCUUAGGCUCCUCCCACUGGGAGCUGAUGGGGGAUGCCAUGGUAACUACCGACCAGGUGCGCCUCACACCUGACAUGCAGAGCAGGCAGGGGGCAAUAUGGAGCCGCAUUCCUUGCAAUUUGAAAGACUGGGAGAUGCAGGUGCACUUUAAGAUUCAUGGGCAAGGAAAGAAGAACCUAAAUGGUGAUGGGCUGGCCAUUUGGUACAGUAAGGAACGCAUGCAGAAAGGUCCUGUAUUUGGAAAUAUGGACAACUUCACUGGCUUGGGUGUUUUUGUGGACACGUAUCCCAAUGAAGAGAAACACUUAGAGGCACAGAGGAAGAGAUACACUUCACGUACACCGAGGAUCUUUCCCUUUGUUCUGGCUAUGGUGGGCAAUGGCAGCAUUAGCUACGACCAUGAGCGCGAUGGUCGGUCCACAGAGCUGGGCGGCUGCAACGCCAUGGUGCGCAAUCUCAAACAUGACACCUUCCUCUUCAUCCGAUACGUCCGCCACAGGCUCACAGUGAUGAUAGACAUUGACGGGCAACAUGAGUGGAGGGACUGCCUGGACAUACCUGGGGUGCGUCUUCCCCAAGGCUAUUAUUUUGGAGCUUCAGCCAUCACUGGAGAUCUCUCUGAUAAUCAUGACAUAAUUUCCCUGAAACUCUACCAGCUGACUGUGUUUCGGAGUCAAAAGGAAGAGGAAGAGGAGGAAGAUGAAAUAACCAUACCUAGUGUAGAUAACAUGGACCUACUCAGAUUGGGUGAGAAUGAAGAGGGGAUGAGUGGAAUAUCUAUUUUCUUCACCGUGCUCUUCUCCAUACUGGGUUGCAUCUUCCUCAUCGUCAUCGGCCUGGUGGUCUACAGCCACUGGACCGAGAGCCGACGCAAGCGUUUCUACUAAAGAAGAAAAAUAGGAAGUUGUGGUAACUACUGUGGUCCACAGAUCUAGCUGCACAGAAGCGAGACACUGCUGUGGGCCAGUAGAGCGCAGUAGGUUGUUUUAUCCUGAAGACACUAUUGAGACAGGAAUUGGAGUAGAUGCAUCACCUCCUACAAAAAAGUCACUCUGCAACUUUGCCAUUGAUAAUCAUGAAGCCGUAGGACAACUUUAUUUUACUUUUUAUCCUCAGCCCCUGACACACACCAGUUGAGCCUUAUCAUUUUCACCUCUGUACUUGUUACAAGCAGACGUGCGGUGUACAGUAAGUUAUUACUUCUUAUGAGCAGCUACAUUUUAUUUUUUUUACCUCAUGCCACACAAAUAUGAACUUUUUUUUUUUUUACAAAUUUUUAAUUCAGUGAGGUAAAUUUUAUGGUUUUGUGAAAUAUAAAUAUAUAAUUAUCUGAUAGGUUGUUCCUCCUGAUUAGUUUCCCACCCGCAGUAUGAAUGGGAGCGCUAACCAAAUAGCACUCAAAACUGAUGUCCUCUUUCCUGUAGCCCACUGAUAACUUGCCUCUUUUCAGUUCUUCGCAUUGGAAAAGCCACUCAGUGAUCUGGACUCGGUCAUUCUCAGUGAGUGUAGACACAUGGUGUACUGUAUAUUCUGUAGUUUCUAUCGUAUGCAUGACAUUUGUUUUUAUUAUUUAUGAACUGGCUAGGUUGCCACUGCUUUCUGUUUACAUUAUGCUUGACCUUUUUAUGUUUGUGUUAAGUACAGUAUUGUUCAAAAUAAUAGCAGU